Messenger RNA from Octopus sinensis (East Asian common octopus), 1272 nucleotides. RefSeq lists its product as uncharacterized. The transcript has a single exon. The record is from RefSeq and is a predicted model, not a curated record. NCBI's taxonomy places the organism in Eukaryota, Metazoa, Mollusca, Cephalopoda, Octopoda, Octopodidae. The coding region runs from base 1 to 1272 and encodes 423 amino acids.
AUGAAGUUCCCGAAGGUGCGUAUAGGUCAAAAUGACCCGUUCACGGUUUCAUAUUCAACAAACCAUUUGUUGUUUAUUGACGACCUGAAAAUAAUUGCUGAGAAAGAAGACACCGUUCUAAAAAUGAUGGAAGAUGUCGAUGAAUAUUUUGAUGCCGUUGGCCUCAAGAGGAACUCGGAAAAGUCUGCGACUAACCUGGACUAUGUGAAAGAUACAAAAUGUCUGGAUGGGUGUGCUGGGUAUCGAUACCUGGGAGUCUUGGAGGAUAGAGGAAGUGAUGUCAAGAAAAUCGAGGUAAUGAAAACAAUUGCUCGAAACGUGAAAGAGAGAAUCGAGAGUCUUGCAAAAACAAAGUUAAGUGCAGUAAACCUCUUUAAAGCGAUAAACGAAUAUGCACUCUCUCUCUACAACUACUAUAUCGGAUUGAUCGACAUUGAACCGAGUGAGUUUGAUGCCAUUGAUCUGGUAAUUCGUCGCAUUCUAACUACUUUACGAAUCCAUCUGAAGCCCGCUAAUAAAGAAAGAUUAUAUCUCGGCAGAAAUGGUUUUGGAAGAGGCUUAAUCUCAAUUUCCAAUAAGUGCGAAUGCAUCCUGCUCCAAUUUCUCUCCGACCUUGAAAGAAAAGCCUCGUUGUGCCUCAGAAGAGCAGGAAUCUUGCGGGUCUUGAGAGAAAAGAAAACACAUAUGACCACGAUUGCAAGAUUUCUCGCUCUCAAGUACAAUCUGGAAGACCAAUCAAAAUUGGAUGUAAACCUUAUUAAGGAGUGCCAGAAGAAAAGACUAAUGGACACCAUUAAAUCUAAGAUGAUACAUUCAACGCUGUUUAAAUGCAUUCAGGAACCGAGUGCUGAUAUCGUGGAGUCCAAUGUAUGGCUAGCCAAUGGGAACAAUGGCCCAAAGGCCGAGGCACUAUAUUGCUUGGCCCAGGAUCGCAAUUUGUUUUUCGGAGAGGCAAAGCCUAAUUGUAACCAUUGCGGCUCGGCAAGAAAAACCGUGGAUCACCUAGCUACUCGAUGUAGCAGAAUGCUUCACGGGUCAUACAUGCGAAGACACAAUGAAAUUGUCAGAUGCAUACAUCUACACGUCUGUCGUCAGUACGGAAUAAAGAAAUGCAAGAAAUUGAAAGCACACUCAGUCCAGUCGGUCGUGGAAAAUAGUCGUGUUGAAAGAAGAGAAAUCACUUACGUCAUUAGUAAAGGAGAACAUCCGCACAUUCUUCUCAAGGAACCUAUUCGCAGACUCAGAAAAGCCUACCUACAAAUCCCAAAAUGA